AUGACGGAUUCAUACAAUCUUUCAACCAGUUAUGUCAAUUACAACUCAUCCGAGUAUGAAGAUGACUAUGGUGAUGAUUAUGAUGAGGAUACAGAUCUCAAGAAAUCUCUUAACAUCAUGUCACUGAUAGUCUACAGUCUGGCUUUUGUACUUGGAGUGGUGGGGAAUGGCAUUGUCAUUUGGGUUACUGGAUUCAAAAUGAAAAGGACGGUCAACACGGUCUGGUUUCUGAACCUUGCUGUAGCAGACUUCCUCUUCACUGCCUUCCUCCCUCUCAGUGUGGCUUAUACGGCUAUGAGCUUCCAUUGGCCUUUUGGGCAGUUCAUGUGCAAAUUCAACAGCACUCUCAGUUUCCUCAACAUGUUUGCCAGUGUGUACAUCCUGGUUGUGAUCAGUAUUGACCGCUGUGUGUCUGUGGUGCGUCCAAUUUGGGCACAAAACCAUCGGAAUGUGAGACGAGCUUCUGUGGUGAGCUUUGGAGUUUGGUUUUUUGCCCUGGUGCUGAGUUCACCCUACUUUGUCUUCAAGGACACUGCACCCGACCACAGUAACCCAAACAUUAUCAACUGCUUUAACAACUUUGCGUUUUCUGAUGAUUAUGAAACACCAGAGGUGGUGGAGCUCCGGAUUCUGCGGCAUCGUGCUAUGAUCAUUACCCGUUUCAUCAUAGGUUUUGUGGUGCCUUUUGUGAUCAUCGUCUCCUGCUAUGCGGUUAUCAUCCAUCGUCUCCAAAGAAACCGUUCCAUGUCUGGCCGAACUGCCCGUCCCCUCAAGAUCAUUGCAGCAGUGAUCACCACCUUCUUUCUGUGUUGGGCUCCUUACCAUAUCCUGGUGCUCAUAGAGAUGGUAAACCACAUGGGAAAAACAUACAGCUCCACCCUGCAAUAUGUCACCACUGUUGGAAUUCCCAUUGCAACCAGUCUUGCUUUUCUAAACAGCUGCCUUAACCCACUGUUGUAUGUUUUUAUGGGACAAGACUUUAAAGACAAGGUACGCAAGUCAAUCCUGAAGGUUUUGGAAUCCGCUUUCACAGAGGAAGUUUCACGCACAAAUACCUGCACAAAUUCAAUGCCCAACAUUCGUAACAAAGAGAACGGGAGCAAGUCCUUCUCUGAUGUGGAAGUAUAACUGUAUAGCAUAAAUGAAGCACGUUUUUCUGAAGGAGGACUUUACAGACUGUCUUGUGUAUUUAAUGCUCUUGUAAAACAGUCUGAUUGAUUGCCAGUAACUUACUGUAGAUUCAUAUUUAUAAAAUUAAUUGGCAACGGUUUGUUCAAAUAUAAAUUAACAUUAAACAUAAACAAGUCUCAAACAACUCUUUAAAGAAUUAAACUAAUAAGAACAGCCUCAUGCAAAGCAUUCUGGGAACCAGAAACCGUUAUCAACCUUUUUAUUUUAUUUUUUUAUUGGGUCCCAGAAAUGCUUUGCAUUAGGCUGUUAUUUCAUGUAUUUUUUUCCUGUAAAGAUAAGGCAAUCAACUGCCAUACUGUAAUUUCUAAAAAAAUGUUAACAGUGUGGGUAUAUGCUUAUACAAUGCAGAAUUAUUAUGUACAUAUUAUGUGUGUGUGUGUGUGUGUGUGUACUUGUUUAUGCUUCACUGUGGAGACCAAAUGUCCCCCACAAAUAAAAUCCUGAAAUGUUUGACAUUAUGGGAACUGGCCUGUGGUCCCCAAGGGGAAAAAAUAGUAAAUGGUGUUUAUCUGAAUGUGCAACCAUGCAAAUUGUUGUGUUGUAAGGGUUAGGUUAAUGGGUUAGAAAGUAUUGUUUUGUUUGUAUAAAAGUAAUAGAAGUCUAGUUCUCACAAUUCACAGAAAUAAAUGUGUGUGUGUGUGUGUGUGUGUGUGUGUGUGUGUGUGUGUAAAAGAUAGAGAUUUUAUUAUAUACCCAUAAAGUAUUUGACAAAUUAAACUUGGUAUUAUAGGCCAUAUAUGAGCAAAUUAGAAUGAAGUUUUUACAUGUAUUGUGCGUGUAAUGCAAGUAGCUUUUGGCUGUUUCUUUACUGUAUAACUAUUGUCUGCACAUAAUUUUUAUAAAGCAUAUUUUAUUUCAUAUAAAAUAGUAUUACGCUGGUUGAUGUAUAUCAAAGAAUAAGCAAAAAGCUGAAGCAAAAUAAACUUAUUGAUUAAGCUUCUUA
Messenger RNA from Puntigrus tetrazona (Sumatra barb), 2134 nucleotides. It is a transcript of the gene fpr1, whose product is annotated as formyl peptide receptor 1. The transcript has a single exon. Lineage: Eukaryota; Metazoa; Chordata; Actinopteri; Cypriniformes; Cyprinidae. The coding region runs from base 1 to 1128 and encodes 375 amino acids. The record is from RefSeq and is a predicted model, not a curated record. Gene Ontology annotation, biological process: inflammatory response; complement receptor mediated signaling pathway; positive regulation of cytosolic calcium ion concentration. Gene Ontology annotation, cellular component: plasma membrane. Gene Ontology annotation, molecular function: G protein-coupled receptor activity; complement receptor activity.